Messenger RNA from Hippopotamus amphibius kiboko, 2139 nucleotides. It is a transcript of the gene AKAP8L, whose product is annotated as A-kinase anchoring protein 8 like. Gene Ontology annotation, molecular function: protein kinase A regulatory subunit binding; DNA binding. The transcript is spliced from 14 exons. The record is from RefSeq and is a predicted model, not a curated record. Bases 122 to 2068 code for a protein of 648 amino acids. NCBI's taxonomy places the organism in Eukaryota, Metazoa, Chordata, Mammalia, Artiodactyla, Hippopotamidae. Gene Ontology annotation, cellular component: nuclear matrix; nucleus.
UGAGGCCGGGAGGUGGGGCUCAGUUGUGUGUGGAAGGGGCCCGGGGGGUUGUCGCCGCUUUCGCGGCGUCGGACGCGUGGAGCAGCUGACGGAGUCCUAGGGUGCAGUGUUUGCCGCUGCCAUGAGCUACACAGGCUUUGUCCAGGGAUCUGAAACCACAUUGCAGUCGACAUACUCAGACACAAGCGCUCAGCCCACCUGUGAUUAUGGAUAUGGAACUUGGAAUUCUGGGACAAACAGAGGCUACGAGAACUAUGGUUAUGGCUAUGGCUAUGGCCAGGAUAACACCACCAACUAUGGGUAUGGUAUGGCCACUUCAAACUCUUGGGAAAUGCCUAGCUCUGACACAAAUGCAAACCCUAGUGCCAUGGGUAGUGCCAGUGCUGAUUCCGUUUUGUCCAGAAUUAACCAACGCUUAGAUAUGGUGCCGCACUUGGAGACAGACAUGAUACAAGGAGGCAUGUACGGCUCAGGUGGAGAAAGAUAUGAUUCCUACGAGGCCUGUGACUCAAGGGCCGUCCUGAGUGAGCGUGAACUGUACCGGUCGGGCUAUGACUACGGCGAGCUUGACCCUGAGAUGGAAAUGGCCUACGAGGGCCAGUACGAUGCCUACCGCGACCAGUUCCGCAUGCGUGGCGGCGACACCUUUGGCCCACGGGCUCAGGGCUGGGCCCGGGACUCCCGGAGUGGCCGACCGAUGGCCUCGGGCUAUGGGCGCAUGUGGGAAGACCCCAUGGGGGCCCGGGGCCAGUGCAUGCCUGGUGCCUCCCGGCUGCCCUCCCUCUUCUCCCAGAACAUCAUCCCUGAGUACGGCAUGUUCCAGGGCAUGCGUGGCGGGGGCACCUUCCCGGGUGGCUCCCGCUUUGGCUUUGGGUUUGGCAAUGGCAUGAAGCAGGUGAGGCGGACCUGGAAGACCUGGACCACGGCUGACUUUCGGACCAAGAAAAAGAAGAGAAAGCAAAGUGGCAGUCCUGACGAGCCAGACAGCAAAGCCACCCGGACGGACUGCUCUGAUAACAGUGAUUCAGACAAUGAUGAGGGCACCGAGGGGGAAGCUGCAGAGGGCACUGAAGGCGGUGAGGCUGUGGAGAAAGGCUCCAGAGCAGAAGGAGAAGACGAAGAGGGAAAAGAGGAAGGGAAGGAAGAAGGCAAAGAGGAUGCAGAGAAGGGGUCCCUGAGCACCCAGGAUGAGAGUGGCCAGACCAAGCGCAAGUUGCUGGCUGGCAAAAAGAGCCAGGACAAGCAGAAAAAGCGGCAGCGAGACCGCAUGGUGGAAAGGAUCCAGUUUGUGUGUUCUCUCUGCAAAUACCGGACCUUUUACGAGGAUGAGAUGGCCAGCCACCUCGAUAGCAAGUUUCACAAGGAACACUUUAAGUACGUAGGCACCAAGCUCCCGAAGCAGACGGCUGACUUUCUGCAGGAGUACGUCACCAACAAGACCAAGAAGACAGAGGAGCUCCGAAAAACCGUGGAGGACCUUGAUGGUCUGAUCCAGCAGAUCUACAGAGACCAAGAUCUGACCCAAGAAAUUGCCAUGGAACAUUUUGUGAAGAAGGUAGAGGCAGCCCAUUGUGCAGCCUGUGACCUCUUCAUUCCCAUGCAGUUUGGGAUCAUUCAGAAGCACCUCAAAACCAUGGAUCACAACCGGAACCGCAGGCUCAUGAUGGAGCAGUCUAAGAAGUCCUCGCUCAUGGUGGCUCGUAGUAUCCUUAACAACAAGUUAAUCAGCAAGAAGCUGGAACGUUAUCUGAAGGGCGAGAACCCUUUCACCGACAACCCAGAGGAGGAGAAGGAACAGGAGGAGGCCGAGGGCAGUGCGCUGGAUGAGGGGACGCUGGUCGAAGCCGCAGGGGUCACGGAGGGUGCAGAGGGCGCGCCGGCGCAGCCCCCCGUGCCCCCGGAGCCGGCCCCCGGGGCCGCGUCCCCACCCCCACCGCCGCCCCCGGAGGAGGACGGGGAGGAGCCCGUGCCCCUACUGGGCGGGGCGCUGGAGCGCCAGAUCCGAGGCAUCCCAGGCCUCGACGUGGAGGCUGAUGACGACGAGGAGGGCGGAGGGGGCGCUCCAUGACCCUGGUCCGGGGCGGGCAGGGCCCGCGUGCCCGAGGCUGGAAACCGAGUCUAAUAAAGUUCUUUCCAUCC